Molecule: messenger RNA, 2070 nt
Organism: Penicillium verhagenii
Lineage: Eukaryota; Fungi; Ascomycota; Eurotiomycetes; Eurotiales; Aspergillaceae
Product: M3 family metallopeptidase
Exons: 3
Coding region: 1-2070 (689 amino acids)
Biological process (GO): peptide metabolic process; proteolysis
Cellular component (GO): mitochondrial intermembrane space
Molecular function (GO): metalloendopeptidase activity
Source: RefSeq, a predicted model, not a curated record
AUGACUGAGUAUAACUGCCCACCUCAACCUCCUCUGGAGCUCAACCACUCGGCCGAGCAGCUGAUGGAAAUGACGCGUGCUGGUAUCGAGGCCUCUCUCGCUCGCCUAGCUUUACUUUCAGCUAAGCCAGUCACCGAUUGGACCUUUGAUAAGUUCAUUGUACCAUUUGCCGAGAAUGAAAACAUUGUGCUCUUGGAGUCUUCGAUUGUUGAGAUUUACCAAUACGUAUCCACGGAGAAAGACCUAAGGGACAGUUCCCGCGCAGCGGCGCAACUAUGGGCCGUACAUUACAAUGAGAUCAAAACACGAGUGGAUCUCUUCCGUGGUAUCGAUGCAAUCCACAAAAAAAGCCGAGAAGAGAAGGCAUUGUUAAAUGCUGAAGAGAUCCACUAUCUGGACCGAGUGCACAAUGCCUUCUGUCGAAAUGCUGUCCAUGUCGAUGAGCAAACAAACAAGCGCUUUCAGGAGUUGCAGAAGGAUAUUGAGCAGCUGAGCAACAAGUGCAGGCAAAACGCUCAAGAGGCAGGCGUAAGCGCAGGAGUUUGGUUCGUCGAGGCAGAGCUAAAAGGCCUCCCAGCAUCUUAUACCGCGAAUCUUAAGCGCGAUGCUGAUAACCGAGCCUUUGUGGCCCUGAAGAGGAACGACAUAGACAUGAUCAUGAGAUUUGCGACAAAUGAAACGACGCGGGAGCGCAUGUUUGUUGCUUCCGAGAACAGAUGUCCAAAGAACAUUGCCUUAUUUGAGGAGCUAGUUAGUUAUCGCCGACAAGCCUCCCAGCUUGUGGGAUACUCAUCAUACGCCGAAUACACCAUUCAAGGACGCAUGUUAGAUGUCUCUGAAGUGAAGGAGCUUCUGGAUUCCAUCAGAAAACAAGUGGCCGACCAAGCAGUUACAGAGAGAGCGGCCCUUAUGAAAACCAAGCAGCAGUACCUCAAAUUGCAGGGGAAAGCGGAGCAGGGGAAAGCGGAGGAUGAGCUCGAUUCCAGAAUCCACCUCUGGGACUUACCCUUCUAUUCCCGACUCGCUAAGAUAGAAAAAUAUGACUUUGAUGAGAUAAGUCUGGCGGAGUACUUCCCCCUCGACCCUACACUGGCUGGUAUUUUACAGAUUUUUGAACGCCUCUUUGGUCUUCGAUUCCAGGCUCACGAAGCAUGGGUUUGGCAUGAUACGGUAACAGUCCUUGCCGCGUGGAACGAAACAGCGAUGGGCGGCGAGUUCCUCGGCUAUAUUUAUCUCGAUCUUUUCGACCGACCGGGAAAAUAUAAUAGUAACUGUAAUGUUGUGUUUGCGCCGGGCUUUCCGGGAAGCAAACCUAGCAUCGCAUUACUGGCUUCCUUUUCUUCUGUGGCACCUACUCUUCUCCGACAUCGGAAUUUAAUCACAUUGUUUCAUGAGCUUGGCCACACCAUUCACUAUUUAGUGGGCCAGACACGCUUUGCCAGCACGUGGGGCACCGGUACGUCUCACGACUUUGUUGAGAUUCCUAGCUCGAUGUUAGAGAAUUGGUGCUGGACACCGUCUGUUCUGCAUUCUUUAGCGCGGCACUACACAUACACCUCCGCUCAAGAGAGAGAAGCCUACUUGCAAUCUCAUGCCCAACUACCUGAUGAGAAGCCCUCGAUUGAACUAUUCGAAGGGCUCGCUGCCUCCCGGGCAAUUGACCAGGGCUGCAACAUGUUGAACCGAUUACACAUCACCCUCUAUGAUCUUACAGUCUAUGAUAAAGACCCAGUACCCGCGCUUUCGCUGUCGGUAUUUUAUAACCAGUUACGUAGCGAGCUCACCUCUCUCAUUGGACCAGAAAGCCACGGGAAAGGUCAUGACUGGGGAUUCGGGCAAGCAAAUACCAACCCUCUCUUCCACAACUACGCCGCUGGCUACUACGUUUAUUUCUUGUGCGAGGCAUAUUCGCGGACUAUGUUCAAAACCCGAUUUCAGCAGAACCCGAUGGAUGAAGCUGAGGGACGCCGGUACCGCCGGAUCGUUCUAGAAAAGGGUGGGAGCUUGCCAGAGCUACCCUUACUCGAGGAGUUUGUUGGCGGGAAGUUAGAUGAAUCUCGGAUUUUUUGA